This is a messenger RNA of Anolis sagrei ordinatus, 3949 nucleotides long. Lineage: Eukaryota; Metazoa; Chordata; Lepidosauria; Squamata; Anolidae. The record is from RefSeq and is a predicted model, not a curated record.
CCCCGCUGCCUCCUCCUCCUCCUCCUCCUCCUCCUCCUCUUGCCUGCUUUGGGCGUCAGAAAUAGAAACGGGCAGAGAGGAAGCGGAGGGAGAGGAGGAGGAGGAGGAAGAGGAAAAGGAGGCAGCAGCAGCAGCAGCCUUUGUAUUUUGGGGAGGAAGAAGGCAGCCAGAGCCAGCCGCAAGGCAGCCCCGUCGCCAAAGCGUCCUCUCCUGCAAAGCAAGCCUCGCCCGCUCUCCUCUCUCCCCUUCCAGACCUCCUCCUCCAUCCCUUGAUCAGGUCCCCCUCCUCCCCCACUUCUUCCCCAAAGGAAUCCGGAUCUUAAACAAGAAGAAAAGACCAGGAAUCGCAAAAGGGGGGUUUUUUGGAAGGGAAAGAGAUUUUUUUGGGAGCCGACGGCGCGCCGCCUUGGAGAGGAUCAUGGCGCUGGAUUUCCUCGCCGGCUGCGUAGGAGGUGCCGCUGGUGUGUUGGUAGGACAUCCGUUUGACACAGUUAAGGUGGGUUAACUUUCCACUGGCUUACCUACGAUAAACACUAGGUUGAAGCUACCUCUGGCCUUUAAUAAUGGACACAGUGGCGGUGGGGAAACUUCCAUGUUUCAGACCCUUUAAAUAAAAAUCCUGGCAGGCCAAAUACUGAUUUGGUGAACUCAAAUAGAUUUAAACUCACACUGAAGCAGAACAACUUCCUCACACUUACAUCUAACUUAUCAGCAAAAGAUAAAUAAUUCUGAGAUGCAAAUGACAUAGUCCUCCUACUGAUUCAUUUAUUACUAAGGAAUAAAACUAAGGAAUUCAUACUAAGGAAUAAAACUAUGCAUUUUAUUCAUUAACAUCAAACAAAAAUUCUACCAGAUUUCCUGGUAACAUGCAGUUCUAGAGUUGCAAAACAAAGUACAAAACUCCUUCGUAUCUGCUUUAUUGUUAUCUGGUGAAUAUUUACAUUUUCCCCAGUUUGCAUUGAAACUACAAAAAUAUUUUGUAUAGAUGGCUGUUUACUGCUUGAAGAAACAGUCUUACUGUUUAAUGUGUUUCUCGACACCAAAUAAAAACAGUCUUGUACUUUUGAAAUGUCUAUUUCCCCCGUCUCUAUUUGAGACAUUGAAAUAUAUUGCUUGAAGACCAUUUGUUCUAUAUCAGUUUAAAGUUCUUCUUUCUUUCUUUUGGAGAUACACGAUUAUGUGAGCUAAAAUCUGUUCCUGUACAAAUAAUAAAUAAUAUCUUAAUAUAGUAUCAUAAAAUAAUAUUUUAGAACAGCAGAAGGUGAACUGUGGGCUCAAAUGCAGAUGGGUGAACAUAUCUGCAUCUAGAUUAACUUCUGAAGACCAGUAUAUCAGAGACACAAACCAGAGUAAAUGGGCUUAAAUCCAGUUAUUUUAUAUGGUUUGUGAGUUUCAGCAAGGCAUUCUGAGUCAUGGCAGUGAGUGUGCCAAUAAUACAUCAGUGAUUAUAAAUAAGUCUAGUGUUUCAUAGAAUGCAAGUAUUAUGGACAAAGGCUCUUUGCUUGCAGCUUCAUGUUUUCUAGUCCUUUCAUGGAGCCCUCCGUGGUGCAAUGGAUUAAACCCUUGUGCCGGCAGGACUGCUGACCAAAAGGUCAGAGGUUCGAAUCCGGGGAGCGGUCUGUCAGCUCCAGCUUCUCCUUCAGGGACAUGAGAGAAGCCUCCCACAGGAUGGUAAAACAUCCAGGCGUCCUCUGGGCAACGUCCUUGCAGAAGGCCAAUUCUCUCACACCAGAAGUGAUUUGCAGUUCCUCAAGCCACUUCUGACAUGAAAAAAAAUUGAAGUGGUGUCAAACUCCACUUCUGAUACGAAAAAACACAUAUUCUUUGGUACCUAAAUCUUAUCAGUUAAAUUCUAUUGAUUUUCCCCCUAAGUUAUCUCCUAUUAAAAUGAGAUAAAUUCCUAUCUCUGUACUCCUUCAUUCAUCUAAUGAGCACAUUUUCAGAAUGAGACAAAAUAUCAGAGCAUUGUGUUUGUUAUCACCUUUUAAAAUGAAGUUUAACUGGUAAAGUGUAAGUAUAGCACAUAUAAUACUUUGAUACCACUUUUCUUCUACUAUGGGACUACACAUUGGCCAGGCACAAACUCUCUAAGCGGCUGCACUGUGGCUUCUUCAUAGCACAAAACCAAGAAACAUGUUUACUUUGAAAUGAGUUUGCUUGAAAGUACAUGCAAAGCAAAUGUAUUCAAGGUCGGGGUGUAAACUGAAAUCCUUUACAGAAACAGGAACCCAAUUCAGUUGUAUUUGGCUUGCUCCUGUGUUGUUGAUUAGUAUGGGAUCCCUACUCACACCAAGAGGGAGAACUCUGUUUCAAGAUCCUCUUGCAGUCAGAUCCUAUACAUGUUGAUUUGGAAAUCAGUCCCACCACUGGGCAACUUGCACCCAGGAAAGUGUGCAUAGGAUGGCAGAAUUACCCCCAAAUGUCUGUCCAUCUGCAGCUCGCUUGCUGUACUCAAAGUUGUAAUGCUUUUCUGGGUGGCUAAAUGCUAUUAAGUGGGCUUUCUAUUUUAAACCACAUUUUCUGAAGGAUAAUUUUAGGGUUUUUUAAAAAAAUUCUUGGGUUUUAAACCAAUGCUUACUUUUCUCUCUGCACAACCAGAGCCUGAAGAAGUGAGACGAAAACUCCCAGGUUUGCCCAGCCAGUGUGGCUGCUAGCUGAAGGACUUGGGGAGUUUUAGUCCAAAAACCAAAAUUGAAAUUAUUUCAAGCUCUGCAAACAGCUUGUGGGAUUGGUGGGACAAUGUAAAACGUAAAAGAUGCUGAACUCAAUCUAAACAAAAUCUCCAAGUGGCUACUCUUUUUUACCCCUUCCACCCCAGUUUAUUGAUGUCAUGUGUACAAUUGCUUUGUUGCUUAACUGCCUUUACUUUUUAAGCUAGGGGCUGUCUUCAUUAACAGCAAAAGUGUUACUUUGUUGUAGAUGACAGAUAAGCCUCAUCACGGGAGAGUUACCUAGUACGCCUUCAAGUUCAAAAUGUGGAGAAGCCACUUUAUCGGGGAACCUUGCACUGUUUCCAGUCGAUCAUAAAGCAAGAAUCGGCCUUUGGACUGUAUAAAGGUAUUGGGUCACCCAUGAUGGGACUUACCUUCAUUAAUGCCCUUGUGUUUGGGGUGCAAGGGAACACGAUCCGUGCUCUCGGGAAGGACACACCGCUAAACCAGUUCCUUGCAGGUUCAGCGGCAGGUGCCAUCCAGUGCGUCAUAUGCUGUCCCAUGGAACUGGCUAAGACGCGGAUGCAGCUCCAAGGAACGGGCGAAUACAAGUUGAAGUCCAAGAACUACAAAAACUCCCUGGACUGCUUGGUUAAGAUCUACCGCAAAGAAGGCCUGAAGGGCAUCAACCGGGGCAUGGCUUCCACGUUCAUGCGGGAGACCCCCAGCUUUGGUUUCUACUUUUUGACUUAUGACUGCCUAACCAGAUACAUGGGCUGUGAGGCGGAGGACAAUUACAUUAUCCCGAAACUGCUGUUGGCCGGAGGUAUGUCUGGAAUUGUCUCCUGGCUAUCAACAUACCCAGUUGAUGUGAUCAAGUCCCGCCUUCAGGCUGAUGGAGUUGGCGGAGUCAUGCGAUACCAGGGCAUUCUGGACUGUGUUAGGAAAAGCUACCAUGCCGAAGGCUUGAGGGUGUUCACCAGGGGUCUCACAUCCACGCUUCUCCGGGCUUUCCCUGUAAACGCUGCGACUUUUGCCACCGUUACAGUGUUCCUGAUGUAUAUGCGGUCGGAAGAUAACCAAAUCAAAGAAAACCAAAUCAGAAGCGAUCUAAGUGGGUGUGAAGCUGGCCCUGCAAUUCAGCAGCCCUCCAGCUUUUAGAUUUAUAGCUUUAUAAUCUAAUGCACCUGUUACAAAUUUGAGAUGCAAUCAGUCAUUUUUUUUAAAAAAAAAGAAACAUAUCCCUGGAUGUAGAAACUGUACAUUUCUGUCUGUAUAAAGCUUCCUUUUAAUGUUAA